Molecule: messenger RNA, 330 nt
Organism: Exophiala aquamarina CBS 119918
Lineage: Eukaryota; Fungi; Ascomycota; Eurotiomycetes; Chaetothyriales; Herpotrichiellaceae
Exons: 2
Coding region: 1-330 (109 amino acids)
Molecular function (GO): hydrolase activity
Source: RefSeq, a predicted model, not a curated record
AUGUGUCUCAACGGCCAAACUGAGGCUGAUGUCCUAGAUGUAGAUCAGUACGUUCCGAAUGUGACUGAAAACACAUGGCACAGUCCGCUGCUUGCGAAAUCGUUCGAACGGUUACCUCCUGCGCUGGUUCAAGUGGCUGGCUUGGAUCCUCUGCGCGACCAAGGUCUCGCCUAUUUCGAAGCCCUCAAGCGGGCAGGCGUCCCCGUUCAGCUCAACGUCUACCGUGGACUACCGCAUGCCUUCGCUGCACUCACUCAGCUGUCCAGGACAGUCGACUACGAGAUGGCCGUGGUGGACUGGGUCAGCGCACGCUUGGUAUCGAAGAAUUAA